CAACAAGAAACAUUCAACUACGACACAAAGUGGCCACUGGCCAUUUCCAGAAUGGAUACAUGAUACAUAAAGUCAGAUAAGAAAGAAAAGAAAAGAAAAGGCGAAGAGAAAAUGGCAGGACUCGAUCAUCCCCCGCACCUCACGCCGGUGGGCGAGAAACAGCUCCCCGCCAAAUGCAAGCCCGGCACGCUCUCGUACUGUCCGACGAUGGACCUGAUCGCGCUGGCAACGGAGAACGAGGAGCUGCAUGUCUUCCGGCUGAACGGGCAGCGCGUCCUGGGGGGUUCUUUUGAGGGGGAUCCGUACCUUGAUGAUCCUGCGGAGGGGGAGAUUCGAACUCUAGCAUGGAAGAAUAAUGGCCACUCGUUAGCUGUUGCUUGUGGUGAUGGAAGCAUCCGCAUCAUCAGCUCAUACAGCGGCAAGACGGUCCAUCAUUACUCUGCCCGAGUGUCGAGUGAACAGAGCUCCCAGCAGGUUACUUGUCUAGGGUGGGGUGUCAAUUGCACGGAUACGCGAUCCGCGCAGCGAGUGCUGCAAGAGGGGAAUGGGAAUUUUUCGAUCGAGGACCUGUUGUCGCCGGACACGCAGCCAGACAAGGCGGCCGCGCUCUUCAGGGCCGAUCUGCCUAGAGAACUUGCUCUACUAGACGUGGAGAGUUCGUUGCCGAAAUUGAGUACCCUGCCUGGAACGGGGGGGGAUGACGAUGUGUUUAGCUCGAGAGCAUCGCUGGAUGCGAUGUUCCAUGCGACGGCGAAAACCAGCGACUCGGUGGAUGUCCUCGUCGUGGGGUUUGACGACGGAACCCUUCAUCUCCGCAUCUUUGACUGUUUCGAGAUCGGGUCUCUGCAGAUCGGUGCCGCGUGCCGUAUCCUGCGGCAUGCGUCGCAUCCAUUCAGCUCGACGCAUGCGCUUGUGGCCUCGGUGCCUUCUGUGGUCGGCGCUGGCGGGAAUCCCAACCCCUCUCUUCGUCUGAUCACGCUGGAUCUACGCUUCAUCCCGAAAUCGGGUCGCUAUCUUUCAUUGCUGGCCUCCAAGACGACCCAAUUGCAGAACCUCCUCCGGUACAUCAACCAGGUUCAACGGCAGAUCGAGCUCGAAUGGAAGAAUGCCCAGGAGCUCCCGGUUCGGUACAUGCGUAGCGUAAAUGAAGACUUGCAGGAAAAGUGCCACUGUGACUUCAUUACCGCUGCCUAUCAUCUCGUGGUCACGGGGGAUUGCUUCGAGCCUCUGAAAGAGUUUCUUGUUGAUAUAGUGGGAGAAAGAGGCCACAAGCGAUGGGACAAGGCCGUGUCUAGCGGCUACGAAAACGUCCGCCGGUUGACGCAUGAAUGCUUACUUCCGGCUUUGGAAAGGUGCGAGGUGCUGCUCAGCCGGUUGAUCGGCUUGUCCAAGUUCCAUAAGCUCAGUGAUGUGCUAGGGCUGGACACCGCCAGCCUGAACUGCAUUAUCGAGACGCUGGACUGCCUUCACCUCCUGGCGCACCAGGUUCUCAUAUGCACCAACGACGAGCUGGCACAGUUCAGCGCCUUCUCGAGAUGGCUGCGACACGAGAUCGACGUACAAUCUGCAGAACCCAUGUCGCAGACGCUGGAGGAUUUGCUGGAGAAGACGGACACCAUUGAGCACCCACAGACACUCAAGUACAUCCGCGGGGCCCUGACAAACAGCGUGCUCCGCAAGUACAUCCAGCAGCUGCCGAUGAUGGGGGUCCCGAUGCGGCCGCCGACAGCACCCGGCUCGGCGGACAAGUGGUUGCCUACCGGCCAGGAUGGCUCGUUCUACGCGACGUUUAGGACGCUACUCGAACAGAGCCGAUCUCAAAAGGCGCAGGUUGAGUUACCGAAGCUGAACGAUCUCACAAAACGGCUCGGGAUCCAGUUCGACAAGGUCUUUGGCCGGAUCGCCUUGACACAGCGGCGAGGCAUUCUCCACAAGACGCUUCUGACGCUCCAUCCCGAUUGCGAUGUGAAUUCUGUGGAUAUGAUCAUGUGCUACGAGACCGUUGAAGGCGAACAAGUAUGUUCCACUUACGUCGUUGCCAGGUCUCUUGAAUCCAAGGAGCUAGUGUAUAUCUACCGAGUGACGCUUGACUCGGUCAACGGUAUCACGUCGACCAAGACGACGUCCGUGGCCGCCCUAACGCUCCCGCGGGGAGUUAUUCGCCAGGCACAGUUUGUUCAGGACGAGACUCUCAGUCUCCUCUGGGAAGAUGGUUCUUUGUACCUUCUUAACCUUGCGUUUCAACCCUCACCGACCUGUCCCAUCCAAUACAUGGACCACCAUGGAUCAUCCUUCACCACGGUCCCGCCGACCCCAACUACGCUAGACGUGGCAGAGCACCUGCAACACGCCUUUGCGCCGUCAGGGCCCAAGGCGAGACCGGUGCGCGUGGAUAUCAACGGGCGGAAGGGUCGGCGGGCAGCCUGUGUGCUCUACGAGAUGAGGUAUGAAGUGUUGGACAUUGAUGCAGAGAUGGACGAUGAAGACGAUGAAGAUGAAGAGUAAUAUUCGUAAUGAAUCAUGAUUAUUAUAGACGGUUGGUUCCUAUAUAAAUCAGUCCAGUAGUCCAGUAGUCAGUGUAUGCGAAUCAUCGACAAU
Molecule: messenger RNA, 2598 nt
Organism: Penicilliopsis zonata CBS 506.65
Lineage: Eukaryota; Fungi; Ascomycota; Eurotiomycetes; Eurotiales; Aspergillaceae
Exons: 7
Coding region: 112-2505 (797 amino acids)
Biological process (GO): positive regulation of mitotic metaphase/anaphase transition; protein K11-linked ubiquitination; anaphase-promoting complex-dependent catabolic process
Cellular component (GO): nuclear periphery; anaphase-promoting complex
Molecular function (GO): protein binding
Source: RefSeq, a predicted model, not a curated record